Molecule: messenger RNA, 6110 nt
Organism: Sapajus apella (tufted capuchin)
Lineage: Eukaryota; Metazoa; Chordata; Mammalia; Primates; Cebidae
Gene: GFI1
Product: growth factor independent 1 transcriptional repressor
Exons: 5
Coding region: 3735-4865 (376 amino acids)
Cellular component (GO): nucleus
Source: RefSeq, a predicted model, not a curated record
AAUUAAUUAAUUAACCCCACUCAUUCAUUUACUCAGUCCACAGCCUUUUUGUUAAGAGCCUGCUGAGGACAUAAAGAUGGAGAUCCAGUAUCUACCCUCAUGAAACAUACAAUCCAAGCGAAGAAGGCUUACUUUGCGAUAGUCGUCAAGUUGUGUUUUUAUGGCGCUUUACUGCUCCCGCCAGCACCCAGUACCUGGGUAUGACCUCAGGCGGUGGCAGAGCCCGCGUGCGAGGUCCGGCUCUCCUUGGCUUGCCCCGGCAGGGCGGGGUCAGGAGAGCAGCCGCCGGCACUGCCCCCGCGCGCUCCCUCCAGCGCUGCUUUUAAUUUCGCAGCUUCCACCACCGGAAAUUAGUCGAAGGCUGAGUGGACCCAGCUAAGAGCCGGCGAGCUCCACGCGGGGAGGGUGCGCCCACCGGUCCCGCCGGGCGCCCGCGGGACGCGCCGCCAGGGCCCUCUCCGCCGGGGGCUCGGCGCACGCCCACCUCUUCCAAAUUUAACCAUUACCUAAAUCCGAAGGGAAAUGAGCAAACCUCUCGGAUUGGGUGUCAAGGUAUUUUCAGCCUCGUUGGGCGUAUUUAUCCCGAAGUGUUUCCACAACAAGCUAUUUCGGGGCCGCGGGGCAGGUUUCGCUCUGCGGACGCGGUGGCCACUCGCCGGGCUCCAGGCCGGCGGCACCGCGGGCCGGUGAUUCACGGUCCUGGGCUGGGGGUGGUGCAGCCCUAGCAGGCGGCGGGGUGGGGGGGGCAUGGCGGGUGACGGAUGCCAGGGGGGCAGGGAGGGUCCUCGGAGCUGUGCGCCCCCACCCCUCUGUCGGCAGUCAAUCUCUGUCCUGAAUCUGUGGCUUCUCUCGCUGCGGAAGUCUCCCUGGAGCCAAGAAUAGUUAUUUUCUUUCGAGUCAUUUCUAGUGCCUGAGUGUCCGGACCUCCAAUUUCCCCCAUCCCCAGCCGACCCACAGGGAGAGAACUGGGAGAACGACUAAGGGACGCGCGGGACGGGCUGGAAAGGCCAGGCCCCCCCGCACCCGCCUGGCCACUUGCGCAAAGUGGCGCGCUGGGCCGCCCGACGGGGGUUGGGGGCAGGUCUGGGAGGGCUGUGUGAACGACUCAAUAACGCUCAGGAAGUGAAGCCUGUGGUUUUGGGGGCUGAGCUCGGAAGGAGACUUUUUUUUUUUUAAGGUCAGAGAGACAGAGCGGUCUCUUCCAAAAGCAAGAUUUUGUUUGAAAACUCUCCUAGCGCGGUGCCCGCGCCCUGACCCCGCAGGUAGGUCCGCCAAGGCUGUUCUGCGCCUCCAGCCCUGGUGGGGGCGGCCGCGGGGACUCGCAGAGCACCGGUGCUGCGGGGGCGACCAGAGGGCGCGGGCGGGUUCCCACCUGCUGUGGACCGCCGUGAGGGAGCCGGGAGAGCCCUGGCAGCUGGGUUAGGGCGCGACUCGAGCAGCGCGGCUGGAAAUCUGGAGCCGGAGGCGCGCAGCAGGCAGCCUGGUGGUUCGGCAGGGGAGCCAAAUCCACCCGGGAAGGAAACGUCUGGUGGGAGGCCACAGAAGCUGCGCUCGGGAGGCCACCCCCUGAGCGCCCUCGGCUCCCGCCUUCCCGGGCCGGGACGUUGAGGAGAGGCCUGAGCUCUAGGAGGGCUCGCCCCGCCUCCCGCGCCAGCUGCAGUGCGGGGUUACCUUCCCACGCGCUCGGCAGUGGCCCCGGCGCCCCUACCUCCCCCACCUCCGUCCCUCCUGACAGGAAUCGGCAAAGCCGGCCGGAGUGCGAGAGAGGCGUGGGCUUACAGCCCUGGUGGGGAGGCGGCCUCCACGUCCGCCUGGUCUCUUGCGGCUCUAGCCCAGACCCAGCUCCGGCUCUGACAGCUCCCCCGCCCCCAUCGGUCCCGCUCACAGCCAACGCGUGUCUCAGCCGCAGCGGGACCCUCGGGACAAUGCCACUCUGUUUUUCUUUUCUUCUGAGUUUCGCGGCUGUUUAAAGAAUUGGGUUUGGGUUUUGUGGCGUCUAAUUGUAUGGCCCAGAAGUGCAGGAAGCAGCAAAGCUCUAGCCCUGGGAGACAACCCUGACGGAGGUAGAUGGCACCCUAGCCCCUAGGGGCAUUCUGGCGCUUAGGCCCCGAGACACGUCCCAGGAGUCUUUUCUCCCACGUCUGUUCCAAUUCCUCCGGAGAAGGGGACAUAAUGGGGCUAGGGAUCUGAAGCAGGAGGCCUGCACCCUACAGGGACCAAGGCCGCUAAACUCGUUUUGAGUCGAGAGCUCCAAAAGACAGACGUAGACUCUGUGGCCUGCAUCUUGCCUAGGAAGCCGAGCAGCUCCUAGUACAGCAGUUGAAACAGCACGAAGCCGGAGGACUGAGGGUCCUGCCCCAGCCCAGAGUUCCCAGCACCCUCGUUUCUGAACCAACCGAAGCCACCGAGAACUGCUGUACUGCAGCUCACGUGUGAGCGGGGUUCCCAUCGCCUUCACCCCGGGAGGAAGGCAGAUUCGUUUACCCCAGACCACCUUGACUGUGGGGUCCCGCCCCGCGGAGCCAUCUGGAGCCGAGGCUGGCGCAGCCCCGCCCUCCCGCCGGGCUCAGAUUUCGACCUGGGAUUAGGUGAACUGAUUGGGGGUUAAUGAGAGCGGCGCCCUGGGCAGCUAGUUCCCUCCCAGGCUCGGGCCGACCCUCGUGCUCUGGCGUCGUGUCUUUCUUGUCUGCCAAAUUAUCAAGUGCACCACCGAUUCGGGACACCUAGCAUUUCCCAGUCAAUGUUCGCGGAUCGGGCUUCACUUCCCUAGGACGAGAUUUUUUGGUGAGAAGAACGGAAAGUGCUUUUUCCCGGGACCUGAUUCCCGAGGUUAGAUCUCCAUAGUCUGGGAUGGCUCGCCGCAACCUCAGCUGGUACCUGCAGCACCCGGGAGUCCGGGGCCAAAGUUUCUCCUACGUGGGGCACAAGUGAGGGGCAACUGGGAUCAUCCGGAUGCGAGUUUCUCCUGAGGUGGGGAUUGGUCGUCUGUUACUCCCCUUACUUUCCUGUCCCUUUGCUGGCCUCUGCUGCCCCCAGUCCCUUUGCUGCUGUCCCAACACCGCCACCCCUCAGUUUUGUGUUCCGUCCCUGCCCCCCCCCCCCCCCCCCCCCGCCGCGUUUCACUCCAGUUUGUAGCUGGCUCUUGGAGGUCUUGGCUCCUUGCCCCUUCCGGGUCCUCGACCACUGGGCAUCCCCGAUCCCUAAACCGAUUUCUCGUUUUCCCGCCCUCCCUUGCCAGCCAGAAAGCACAGCCAGGCAGGCAACGAGUAGCUGAGUUGGGGUAACCCACCCGAUGGGAACUACGGCUCUCCAGAGAGUUUGAUUGCCGGAGCGAGCUUGGCUAGGAAAGGGGAGGAGCUGGGGGGCGUGAGUAGGGAGGAGGAAAGGGGCCCGAGUCAGGGCCCCGGGACAGGUUUUACCGCUGAGCUCUGUCAGCGGCAGCGGCGGCAACGACGGCGGGUUCGCGCCACCUGUCCGAGUGCCACCUGGUAAGCGUGGCGCAGUAGGGCCAAGCCCCUCCUCCCAUGGGCCCUCUGCGCUCCUCCCUGGCCGGUGCUCUCCCUCUGCCUGGGUGCCCAGUCCCAGCACCUGAGAGUACUGACCCGCGUUUCCACCUGGUUUUCUUCCCCUCUCAGGUCUCCGCCGGGCUGUGGCUGAGCAAGCCUUCGGAGUGACCGUGGGUGACAGCGGCUCCAGGGACCCUUGGGGCGGAGUGGGGAAAGCCCCAGACCACCAUGCCGCGCUCAUUCCUCGUCAAGAGCAAGAAGGCGCACAGCUACCACCAGCCGCGCUCCCCAGGACCAGACUAUUCCCUCCAUUUAGAAAAUGUACCAGCACCCAGCCAAGCAGACAGCACUUCAAAUGCAGGUGGGGCGAAGGCGGAGCCCGGGGACCGUUUGUCCCCUGAAUCGCAGCUGACCGAAGCCCCAGACAGAGCCUCCGCAUCCCCAGACAGCUGCGAGGGCAGCAUCUGUGAACGGAGCUCGGAGUUUGAGGACUUCUGGAGGCCCCCGUCACCCUCCGCGUCUCCAGCCUCGGAGAAGUCGAUGUGCCCGUCGAUGGACGAAGCCCAGCCCUUUCCCCUGCCUUUCAAACCAUAUUCAUGGAGUGGCCUGGCGGGUUCUGACCUGCGGCACCUGGUGCAGAGCUACCGACCUUGCGGGGCCCUGGAACGCGGCGCCGGCCUUGGCCUCUUCUGUGAAUCAGCACCGGAGCCGGGCCACCCAGCCACGCUGUACGGCCCAAAGCGGGCGGCGGGCGGAGUGGGGGCCGGGACUCCAGGGAGCUGCAGCGCAGGGGCAGGUGCCGCCGCUGGCCCUGGCCUCGGGCUCUACAGCGACUUCGGGUCUGCGGCGGCCGGGUUGUAUGAGCGGCCCACCGUAGCGGCGGGCUUGCUGUACCCUGAGCGUGGCCAUGGGCUGCACGCGGACAAAGGCGCUGGCGUCAAGGUGGAGUCCGAGCUGCUAUGUACCCGGCUGCUGCUGGGCGGUGGCUCCUACAAGUGCAUCAAGUGCAGCAAGGAACGGAGCUUUGACUGUAAGAUCUGUGGCAAAAGCUUCAAGAGGUCAUCCACACUGUCCACACACCUGCUCAUUCACUCAGACACCCGGCCCUACCCCUGUCAGUACUGUGGCAAGAGGUUCCACCAGAAGUCAGACAUGAAGAAACACACCUUCAUCCACACUGGUGAGAAGCCCCACAAGUGCCAGGUGUGCGGCAAGGCAUUCAGCCAGAGCUCCAACCUCAUCACCCACAGCCGCAAACACACGGGCUUCAAGCCCUUUGGCUGCGACCUUUGUGGGAAGGGUUUCCAGAGGAAGGUGGACCUCCGGAGGCACCGGGAGACGCAGCACGGGCUCAAAUGAGCACACUGGCUGGCUGCAAGCAGCAGCUACACAACACUACAGAGGGCAGCCUCCCUGCUUGCCAUCACUCCCUUUUGACUUUGCAGGCCCCAGGUCCAGUCUGCAGAUCCCACCAGGUGUUCCUCCUUUGCCUUACCUCCUGGAGCUGCCAGAGGUGAUGAGGUACCUUUUCAUGUGCAGCCCAGAGUAAGAAUCAAGUGACUGUCUAGGCUUUGGACACAAAUAGGCUCCUCUACACCUGAAGACAAAGGCAUAGUCAAAUGGGGACCAGAAGAAAUCUUAGACCUCACAGUCCUUCCCAUUUCCAGCCCUAAUCUACAGACAGGAAUGUCCUUUAGGUUUCUUCCCUUGCCUUCUUGACCUACUCCAGUUAUUUGUGUGGAAGAGGAGGACUCAUCAUUUACAAGGUGGACACAUGCUAAUAUUUUUAUCUAGAAAGAAGAAUGAGUGUUAAAUUUUAUUUUUUUUUCUUCUGGGGAGUCUGUUGACCCCCUUCUUUUGGGUGCUGCCUAUAAAUCUUGGAGGAAUCAUUUCUCUUCCUCAAAGACUGAUUCAGAAACUGAUUUUGGGAAGUUUAAUACUUUUGAAGUCAUGAGAUGCACCAUCAAGGCUACCCCAAGAAGGAGCAGAAGAUAAGUUGGUGAUGAGAGGGGAUUAGAGGUCCUCCUUUCAGGAGGCCUGUGAAGGCUUCAUCAGUCAAGGUAAAAGCACAAGCAAUGUCUGUGGCCAAGAUGUCGUUCAUUGGCUCAGCACAUGUUCAUGGAUCACCAGCUAUCAAGGUACCAGGCACCAUGCUAGGUACUGGGGAAGAGAGACUGAAGUCACAACUCCUGACUCUGCUCCUCAAAAGCUAACAGUUGCACCUCCAAGUGGCUUGGCCUGUUCUUAUCCUUGGAGAGAAUUCUGAGAAUACAACACAGAAUUGUAAAUCUUCCCUUUUGACCCUUUUGGAUUUUAUCAGGUGUAAACAAAAAGCAGCUGAACAGUUACUUCAAAGAUAUGUGUGUAUAUUCAGUUUUUUAUUGUUAAGCUGAUAUUUUAAAGAUGUCUGAGCUAGCAGGCAUGUGGAAGUGAAGGCUCUGUCUUCAACUCUGACCCUCCAUGUGUAUCAUAGAGAGGGUAAAAAGUGGUAUUUUCAGUUUGAUGAGGUUGGUAAAUGUUUUUAGAUCUUCUGGUAUGCAUUAUGUUUGUGAAUACAUAUUUAUUAGAGUGAUGUUUUAAGUUAAUAAACUAUUAAGACUAUUA